Achroia grisella is the source of this 1732-nucleotide messenger RNA. RefSeq lists its product as uncharacterized. Lineage: Eukaryota; Metazoa; Arthropoda; Insecta; Lepidoptera; Pyralidae. The record is from RefSeq and is a predicted model, not a curated record. Bases 100 to 1395 code for a protein of 431 amino acids. Gene Ontology annotation, molecular function: phosphatase binding. Gene Ontology annotation, biological process: negative regulation of phosphatase activity. The transcript is spliced from 11 exons.
AUAAAAAAUCGUAUCGUAUCGUAUAUCUCAUAUUAGUAAAUAACCUAACACUUUCAAAUCGAAUCUAAAUGGAUGGAACAGUAGUAGAUUUUUUCUGAAAUGGCUGAUGAUGAAGAUGAAGGAGGUUUUGGAGGGUUGUAUGAAGGUGGACAUUGGACGUGGGACGAAUCUGUAGAGGCGCUAGUUUUUGUAAGUGAUCUUCCUACAAAGCCCGUAGAAACUAUACAAAUACUAACUAAGGCGCCCACGGGUACAGUUGAAUUUAGAGAUGACGUGGAUUUAAUAGAACAGAUUCGAUUUCGUCGACGUUACCAAAGAAAAUUAAAACCAGGACAGGCUGAUGUCAUAACCGUGCAAGACGUGAAAGAUAUUGCAUUAUUCACGGCUCCAGUGGGUAUAAUGAGCCCCAUGCUUAUAAAUAUGCUACAUCUUCCAACAACUGAAAGAUUUAUUAGGGCACUUAUACUGUACUCUGAAUAUUACUUACAGGUAGCCGAUGAAAUGGGACUUCGGAUUAUGGAAUUAGAGAUGAAAGUGCGCACUCCAGACUGUGAGAUUCUAGAAAAAGAGUACCGUGAUAAUUUGUCGGAUUUACGACUAUUAGUUGCUAAGGAAUACACUACAAUGCUUAUAGGUGGCAGCGAUACCCGAAAAUUUCACCACAUGGGACCACAGAAAAAACGACGGUCGUUAUCGGACAAAGAUGCGCGGCUUUUUGAAACUUUGCUCCGUAUGUGUGUUCAAAUAUUGUGGAUGUUAUUAGAAUUGGAAAUGAACCGUAUCUUCAAGUCGCAGAUAUUCAAUGCCGUGGAGCACACAUUGCGUACCAAUUACAUAGCCAAGAUGGCAAAGGAGGAACGAGCGGUGCUCCUGGGUCACUGCGUGCGUCACGACAAGAAACUGAACACACGUUCACCGCUGAUGAAUGAGGUCUUCUGUCACAGGGAAAUCGACUACCGUCUGUUGGGAAUUGGAGUUAUUAGAAGUCCCCAGAUGACGCCGCGUCUUCAUUAUAUGUUGCAAGCAGUAGCCGGACCAGAGGAUAAACUAAAAGAACUAGAUAUAGUUGUGGGCAUUUUGGGUAUGCCACGAUCAUUAUUCGACACCAUGUUGAGACCAUUACCUGUCAUUUCAGAAGGAGGAAAGUCUAGAGCUUCAAUGUCAUCGGCGAGUGGUUACAGCUCCAAGAGUAGUAGUUCAAUGAGAAAAAGUCUGUUAGUUGCACAAAAACUAUACCCUGAUAUUGUCCUGCCACGUAAGGAAAAGAGAGAGUUUUUUUUUCCCUCAUCAUUUCCUGACGAGCCCGAACACAUUAAUCGUUGUAGCGACACGCAGCGCCGGCGUUGGCAGAACAGGCUCAUGAAACUUCUCUAUCCAAAAACUACGUCGUGUUAGUUUACAUACGAGAUUACGAUAAAUUAAUUUUAUUGAUACUAACAUUGUAUUAGCCAUAGUGCGCUGAUGUCAAAAAAGUUUUUAAUUUGUUUGCUGUAAUAAUGACAUGAUUAUAAUAUUUUAUCUGAUUAUAUACAGACAUUUCAUUAGACCACAACAACGAGUCACAUUUGUUCUUACUUUGUUGUAUUGCUACGUAUUAUAAUACUAUGUAUACCUUAUACGGGUACCUACACUGUAUAACAGUAUACACUCACAUCUCACUAUCGAGAUAAUCAUCCUCCCACUGGUAUUCUUUCUCUCCUCAGAGAAGAAGCUAUAUGUGUAUAACUAUGUA